Messenger RNA from Rotaria sordida, 309 nucleotides. The record is from the annotation of a GenBank genome assembly. Lineage: Eukaryota; Metazoa; Rotifera; Eurotatoria; Philodinida; Philodinidae.
AUGACACAUCUUCAUCAUAUCCGUAAACGACCAGAUGUAUUUGUCUUAGCCGAUGGAGUUGCCCAUUUUCAAGUAUUUGGACUCAUUCAUCUAUUAAUUCGAUUUUCUAAUUCUAUAAUAAAAAUUGAAGUUCAUAUUGCACAAAAUCUAUAUACGGAUAUGAUCCUUGAUACAGACUAUAUUAAUAUGUACAAUCUCAAUAUUGAAAUUAAACAACAAAUUGUUUCUAUCAAAUAUAAAAAUCAUAUUUAUACAAUGUCCAUUGAUAAAGACUUCGAAUCAAUUAAAAUUCCUGUUACUUCUUCUUAA